Molecule: messenger RNA, 1849 nt
Organism: Jaculus jaculus (lesser Egyptian jerboa)
Lineage: Eukaryota; Metazoa; Chordata; Mammalia; Rodentia; Dipodidae
Gene: Bspry
Product: B-box and SPRY domain containing
Exons: 6
Coding region: 365-1399 (344 amino acids)
Molecular function (GO): zinc ion binding; protein binding
Source: RefSeq, a predicted model, not a curated record
GUUUAUUCAACAAAUAUUUAUUUAAGGCUUUUUAUAGACAGGAACUUACUUUUCGGUAGUAAGACAUAGAAAACAGGGUGGAGCCAUCCAUGGUGCUUAUGUUCCCAUGGUGGUGGUGGGGGGCUCAGACACAUAUCAAAGUCAACACAGAAUAGCUGUCAGAGAGUUGUAAGGUAAAGGAGAGAAAUAAUAAAAGAUAGGCAUGAGUCAGGGAAGAGCUGUCUGAAGAGGUGGCAUCUGGAUGGAGGGAAGGAGUAAGACACACACACACACACACACACACACACACAGAGUGUAUGUGUGUGUGAGUGUCUAGUCUUGAAGAAAGAAGAAACAGCAAGUGCAGAGGCACUGAGGUUAGGAGAUGUUUGGUGCCUUUAAGGAACAGAAGAACAAGAUUGUGGACCAGUGUGAGAGGCUGCAGUUACAGAGUGCUGGCAUCACCAAGUAUGUGGCCGAGGUCUUGCCAGGGAAGAACCAGAGAGCAGUGAGCACGGCCAGCGCAGCACGGGAACUGGUUAUCCAGCGGCUGAGUGCGGUGCGGAGCCUGUGCGAUAGCGAGGAGCAGCGGCUACUGGAGCAGGUGCAUGGCGAGGAGGAGCGCGCCCACCAGAGCAUCCUGACCCAGCGUGUGCACUGGGCCGAGGCACUGCAGAAGCUUGACGCCCUCCGCACCAGCCUGGUGGGCAUGCUUACCCAUCUGGAUGACCUCCAGCUGAUUCAGAAGGAGCAGGAGAUUUUUGAGAGGACCGAGGAAGCGGAGGGCAUUUUGGAUCCCCAGGAUUCAGAAAAAUUAAGCUUUAAUGAGAAGUGCACUUGGAGUCCAUUACUGACCCGACUCUGGGCAACGGCGGUUCUUGGAUCCCUCUCAGGCAUGGAGGAGGUACGCAUCGACGAAAGGACUGUGGGUCCCUUACUGCAUGUGUCAGAUGAUGGAAAGACCUUGACCUUCAAUGCCAAGAAGUCCAAGGCCUGUGUAGACAGCCCAGAGCGCUUUGACCACUGGCCCAAUGCCCUGGCUGCCACCUCCUUCCACACUGGGCUGCAUACCUGGAUGGUGAACGUCCAGAACAGUUGUGCCUAUAAAGUGGGCGUGGCCUCAGCCCAGCUGCCCCGCAAGGGCUCUGGCAGUGACUGUCGCCUGGGCCACAAUGCCUUCUCGUGGGUCUUCUCCCGCUAUGGCCAGGAGUUCCGUUUUGUGCACGAUGGGCAGUAUGAGCCCCUGUUGCUGCUGCAGUGCCCGGUGCAGCUGGGCAUCCUGCUGGACCUGCAGGCAGGAGAGCUGCUCUUCUACGAGCCGGCCUCAGGCACGGUGCUCUUCACCUACCACACAUCCUUCCCUGGGCCUCUCUUCCCAGUCUUCGCUGUGGCUGACCAGACCAUUUCCAUCGUCCAUUGACCUCUAGCCACCAGGAGGCCAGCUCUACCGCCACCCUUGCAAGCCAGGCUACAUGUGAUAUGUGUGGUGUUCCUAUGGGCUACAAAUCCUGUGUCUGCCAGCGUGGUGGGAAUCUGUUUCUGACCUGGGCAUCUGCGGGAAACCUGAUUUUUCCCUCGGUGUGGCGGUUUGAACAAAAUGCCCUCUAUAGGCUUGUGUGUUUUGAAUACGUGGUCCCCAGCUGGUGGCAAUUUGGGAAGGCAGUGGGGCCUCGCUGGAGGGGGUGUGUCACUGGUGGUGGACCCUAAGGUUAGUCCAUCCCACUGGAUGUUGACGGCCAGCUCAGACUGCUUCAUCGUAGCCAAUUUGAGAAGAUGUGAUGCCCCAGCUGUCUCUUCUGCCGUGUCUUUCCUGCCACAAUGAAGCUUCCCUUAGAAACUGAAAGCUGAAAUAAACCCUUUCCUUCUUUCA